UAUGAGCCGAUAUUCGCGUCCAUCGCGCGGGACGACAACAUACGCGCCCUCGUGCUGGACAUCGACUCGCCGGGCGGCGGUGUGUCCGCGUCCGACUACCUCUACCGCAGCGUGCUGAAGGUCGCUGAGAAGAAGCCGGUCAUCGCCAGCAUUCGUGGUCUGGGCGCGUCCGGCGCGUACUACAUCAGCUGCGCCGCCCACAAGAUAGUCGCCAGCCAUGCCUCUAUCGUCGGCUCCAUCGGCGUCAUAUCCGUGCGCCCCGCAUUGCAGGAGCUUAUGCAGCGUCUGGGUGUCGGCGUCAAUGUUAACAAGAGCGGCCUGCUCAAGGACAUGGGAGCCUUCUGGCGCGAUGCAACGCCCGAAGAGGAAACGAAGAUGCAGGCGCUCAUCGACGACUCAUUCAACACCUUCGUCAGCAUAGUCGCGGAGUCGCGCAAGAUGGAUGAGGAGGAUGUGCGGCGCAUCGCCACGGGCGAGGUCUAUUGGGCGACUAAGGCGCACGAACUCGGGCUGGUGGAUGAGCUGGGCGACCUCGACAGGGCGCUCGACAUCGCCGCCGAGACUUCGGGCGCACCGCGCAGGCCCGUGUAUUUCCGCCCACGCCGCAGCUUACGCCAACUGCUGAUGAACCCCGCCGCAGAAGCCCUAACUGAGUCCAUCAGCAACGAGGUGGAGCGCCGCCUUUGGUCAGGCUGGCUUCGGUAA
Molecule: messenger RNA, 705 nt
Organism: Geodia barretti
Lineage: Eukaryota; Metazoa; Porifera; Demospongiae; Tetractinellida; Geodiidae
Source: the annotation of a GenBank genome assembly